AACGGCGAACGGAAAAGGGCAUUGGGACACGUGACGUACUCAGAUGACAUCGAUUCGCGACACCAAUUUGUUAUUCUUGGGCGAAAAAAUAGCGAAAACGGAGGAAAACUCUGAUUUUUGAAGUUUUUGUCAAUAAUGACUGUGGGCGAGACUUGCAACUACCUCCUUUUUACGAAUCCCGUAUCGUCUGGCGUCUGGAAUAUCCUUGGAUCUGUGUCAAAGAAUUUGAAGCCAAAAGGCAAUUCUCAUACUGUAAUUGCCUCUCCGGCAACGGCAAAACUCGCUGAAAUGACGCCUUUGUGGAAAUUGGCCGGUAAUAACUUCAAUUUUGUGCGGAUUGCAGCGUUAUCGGGAGCAUCAGCGGUCUUUUUGGGAGCAUGGGGUGCUCAUCACACGUUUAAAAUUGACAAACAAAACCGAGAUUUGAAGCAAGUUUUUGAGACGGCGAAUCGUUAUCAUUUUUUCCAUACGUUGGCGUUGCUCGCAAUGCCCUUGGCUCAUCGCCCCGUGGUUUCGGGAAGCAUGAUGCUCGCUGGCAUGACUUUGUUCUCGGGUACUUUGUAUUAUCGUGCAUUUACGGGAGACGACAAAUUCAAUAGAUUGGCUCCGGCAGGCGGAAUUUUGUUGAUGCUUGCAUGGCUUUCGCUCGUGAUUUAAAGUGUGAAUUAUUGAAUGUUGACCGAAAAUUACUAAAUUAUUGAAAUUGUGGUAGAAGGAGAAAAGAAUAAAAGAAA
This is a messenger RNA of Culicoides brevitarsis, 734 nucleotides long. RefSeq names its product transmembrane protein 256 homolog. NCBI's taxonomy places the organism in Eukaryota, Metazoa, Arthropoda, Insecta, Diptera, Ceratopogonidae. Gene Ontology annotation, cellular component: membrane. The coding region runs from base 136 to 657 and encodes 173 amino acids. The transcript is spliced from 3 exons. The record is from RefSeq and is a predicted model, not a curated record.